Molecule: messenger RNA, 2774 nt
Organism: Rhagoletis zephyria (snowberry fruit fly)
Lineage: Eukaryota; Metazoa; Arthropoda; Insecta; Diptera; Tephritidae
Product: tripartite motif-containing protein 45-like
Cellular component (GO): nucleoplasm
Molecular function (GO): zinc ion binding; ubiquitin protein ligase activity
Source: RefSeq, a predicted model, not a curated record
UGUGCAAAUACCAACUUUUUGUUGGUAAAUAAAAUAAAAAAAACAAGUAAAAAAUUAAACAAAAAAAACGCGAAAAGGCGGAAAGAACGAGAUUAACUAGCCCAAGUGUGAGGUCAAACACGCGCUGCGUACUGAAAAAAAUCUCAAUCUCAACGACGCCCAUAAGAGGCUUCAAUUUGUGCUUAAAUCCGCUUUUGGAUUUUCGUGCGGAAAUAUAUAGUGCCAGCAGUGGCUGCAAAGAAGUCUGAAAAGGCGCCAUUUUAAAGCGAAAAUAAUAAUACCAAAAACAAAAAAAAAAAAAACAAAUACAAAUGAAUAUGAACAUUGCCAAUCGCUGAGCUGAAACCCUAAAAAUAAUCAAAUAAAAGAAUCCACUAAAUAUUCGUAUGCUUUUGGAGGAGACUAUUGAAUAUUAGCGGACGACGACAUCAGAAUUCGACGUAUCAGCUGGCGUGCAUACAUAAAUCUUCUAUUCUAUUAAGACUUUACUCGCAAAACAAGCCAUUUUACUAAUUGACGAUAUAUACAUACAUAUACGACAAAUAUUUUUCCAGCGUUAUUUUGCAUAUUCUUUAUCGAAAGCCGUUUAGAAGCAACAUUGUUCCCACGUAUCCGAAACUUUUCGCGCAUUAUUCUUGUUAUCGCUUUUACUACUUAUAUAAAUAUAUACAUACACAUAAAUAUAUAUAUAUAUAUGUAUAUAUAUUCAUCGUUUUAGUUUAUGAAAUCGUGUCGACCUGGUCAUUUACAAACAUAUAUUCUCAUAACUUGAAAAGAUACGAGCGCCAUAUUUGUAUUAUUUUAAAAUUAAAAUAACAAAAAACCAAAGCCAAGCCCUUAAAACACAAAGGUAUUCAAAAAAAAUAAAAGGAAAAGUCACUCACAAAAUCAACAACAACAAACAAGGAUAUCAAAAUCUCUGAACAACACUAAUCAAACUUCAACUUGAAUAAGGGGAAAACCACAAAAUUUAUCUAAAAAUUAAAAAUAUCCUAAAUAUAUAUCUAUUUAAAAGAAUACGGCAUUUGCCGCAAUUACCUAAAACCAAUCACCGAAACUCCAACUUCCGUUUUUGCCGCUGUAUAGUAAAAAAAAAAAUACUUACAAACAUAGUGAAUAAAUAAAAAAUAUAUACAUAUAUUAAGAUUCACACACUUCACGGAAACUUGUGCAAUUUUGAACUCUUGCGCUUAAAUACACGCACGCUCUGCACGCAAACAGUACAGUACUGCGCUUAAAUCCACUCAAUUUGUCAACGAUCAGCGCGUGAACAUUUUGCCUACGCAGCAACGCUAAUUGUCCGAUUUUCAUCUUUUGAAAAAAAAAACUGAAACGUAAACGCCACUUAUGGCAUCCCUCGAGGAACAACCAAUCUCUACCAUCACCGCCAUUUCCACCUUUGAUCCGGCUACCACCAAUACCUCUGCUGAUAUCACUUCGACUACAUCCGAUUCUUCCGCCGGUAGUGCUGUUGCCACCGCCGCCGCCUCAAUUGCUGAUAUCUCGCUGGUGUCAACGUUGGAGUCGGAUUUCGGCAAAAGCACCUGUGCUGAAAAUCAACUGCUGCCCUCGGCUGCUCCCGCCUCCGCAGCCAUCACCGGUAACAUUUUAAGCGGCGGUAACAACUCUGCAGGCGCCUCCAGCGCUACGGCGACCGGUAUUGCUGUUAAUUCCAUCGUUGAGAAGCUUGUAAGUUCACUGACCAUUGACAUGGACACUGAGCCGCUUGGAAGUGGCAAUUCAACGUUGUCGUCUCGUGAGUUCAACGGCAACGGAGGUGCAACUACUUGCGAGCAUAAGAGUGUGUCAUCGCGUUCGUCUUCGCUUGCAGGCAAUAUGUUUAGUGAGGUGUUCGAAAAUAAGGGUAGCGAUUUGGAAUCGGGCUCGCUUGAGGAUUCAUGUGGUUCGUUGGGCGCUGAUGGCAUGGACAAGAAUUGCAAGAUAUGCAGCUCGCGCUUAGUAACUCCUCGUGUGCUCUCAUGCCUCCAUGUCUUUUGCGAAUCGUGUUUAGUAAAACUGAUCACAGACGAUUCUAACGGCAAUUCAUCAUCGGCUUCGUCAACUACUUCGACUGCAGGAGAGUUAAUGCCAUUGAAGCCUGUUAUCGAGUGUCCCACUUGCAAACAAGUAACUAUGGUCGGCUCGAAGGGCAUCGAAUCGUUGACCUGCGAUUAUAUCUUAACCAACAUUCUCGAUCUUUCCACCAUCGAAUCGGAGCAGUUGUCGUGCACUUCAUGCAAGAGUAAGGAGAAAGCUAUUUCACGCUGCAGUGAUUGCGCUAAUUUCUUGUGCGGCGGCUGUGAUAAUGCUCAUAAGUAUAUGCGCUGCUUUGAGAAUCACGAAGUUGUCAAGCUUGAGGACUUGCAGAAGUCUACAGCUGACAAGCCAUUGACCAUCCAUAAGCCGCUUUUCUGUAAUGUUCAUACAGCUGAAAAUCUGAAAUAUUAUUGCUUCAAUUGCCAAAUACCCGUUUGCAAUGAUUGUUUGAUUGCCGAUCAUAAAGGUAGUGAGCAUCAUUACGAUGUGAUCGCUAUGGCCGAAAAAUCUGUGCGCGUUGACGUAGAGAACUUGAUGAAGGAAGCCAAAUCAAAGGUUAGUUUUUCUAUGUUAAAUUAUUAAUUUUUUUUUGGAAAACGUUAAUGUAAAUACGAAUACAAAUAUUUACAUAAUACAAAUUAUGUAGUUCAAAUUAGAUUAAAGACCCGAUAGAAUAACAAUAUCGAGUGAAACCAAUGCAUUAAAUAAUAAUCGAUAUAACAGCCAUAUCGUUAUUU